GGCAGUGAAGAGCGGAGAAUCUGUAUAAAUACCAAAAGGUUCUUCGUAUUCCUCAUUAGAGUUUCGGUUUUACUGCUGUGAACAAGCAACUCAACGGACAAGAUGAAACUCUUCCUGGUCGCUUUCGCCGUGAUCGCAGCCGUGGCUGCUGAUGUCAGCCACCUGCCCUCCAACGAGUACCUGCCCCCCGUCGUCCAGGAGGCGCAGAUCGCCGUUGCUCCCAGCAACGAGUACCUGCCCCCUGUCCAGGCUGAGGCUGCCCCCGCCCAUGAGCUGGCCGAUGAUGGCUACCGUUACAAGACUCACAAGCGCGUGGUUGUCCGUCGCCACCGCCGCGAUGUCAACGAGCUGCCCUCCACCGAGUACCUGCCCUCAGUGGCUGCUCCUUCCAACGAGUACUUGGCUCCCGUUGAGGCUGCUCCCGAGACCAUCCUGGCUGAUGAUGGCUACCGUUACAAGACCCACAAGCGCGUGGUUGUCCGCCGCCACCGUCGUGAUGUGAACGAGCUGUCCAGCGAGUACCUGCCCCCCUUCCAGGCUGCUGCUCCCUCCAACGAGUACCUGCCCCCAUCCGAGGAGGUUGUUGCUGCUCCCGAGACCAUCCUGGCUGAUGAUGGCUACCGUUACAAGACCCACAAGCGCGUGGUUGUCCGUCGCCACCGUCGCGAUGUGAACGAGCUCCCCUCCAACGAAUACCUGCCCCCAGUUGAUGCUCCUUCCAACGAGUACUUGGCUCCCGUUGAGGCUGCUCCCGAGACCGUCUUGGCUGAUGAUGGCUACCGUUACAAGACCCACAAGCGCGUGGUUGUCCGCCGCCACCGUCGUGAUGUGAACGAGCUGUCCAGCGAGUACCUGCCCCCCUUCCAGGCUGCUGCUCCCUCCAACGAGUACCUGCCCCCAUCCGAGGAGGUUGUUGCUGCUCCCGAGACCAUCCUGGCUGAUGAUGGCUACCGUUACAAGACCCACAAGCGUGUGGUUGUCCGCCGUCACCGUCGUGAUGUGAGCCACCUGCCUUCCAACGAGUACCUGCCCCCCGUCCAGGCUGCUGCUCCCUCCAACGAGUACCUGCCCCCAGUCCAGGUUGCUGCCCCCGCUCCAGUCCAGAUUGCCGCCCCUGCUCCAGUUCAGUACGCUGCCCCAGCUCCCGCCCCAGUCCAGAUUGCUGCCCCUGCUCCAGUCCAGAUUGCUGCCCCCGCUCCCGCUCCAGUGGCCAUCCAGGUUGCUGCCCCCGCCCCCGCUCCCGUUGAGGUUGAGGCUGCUCCCGCCCAUGAGCUGGCUGCUGAUGGUUACCGCUACAAGACCCACCGUCGCGUUGUCUACCGUCGCCACCGUCGCGAUGUGAACGAGCUCCCCUCCAACGAGUACCUGCCCCCAGUUGCUGCUACCUCCAACGAGUACUUGGCUCCUGUUGAGGCUGCUCCCGAGACCAUCCUGGCUGAUGAUGGCUACCGUUACAAGACCCACAAGCGCGUGGUUGUCCGUCGCCACCGUCGUGAUGUGAACGAGCUGCCCUCCAACGAGUACCUGCCCCCAGGUGCUGCUCCCUCCAACGAGUACCUGGCCCCCGUGGAGAACACCGUCGAGGUGGCUCCCGCCCAUGUCCUGGCCGAUGAUGGCUACCGUUACAAGACCCACAAGCGCGUGGUUGUCCGUCGCCACUAAACAUUGCGAUUACGACUUCACUAGGUGAUCGAUUUGUGCUCAUUUUGGAGUGCAGUCUUUACUAUUAGCAUACCUUUUCAUUCAGAAAAUUACAAUAAUACGAUAAAGAAUCCAUAAA
This is a messenger RNA of Drosophila ananassae, 1780 nucleotides long. RefSeq names its product fibrous sheath CABYR-binding protein. NCBI's taxonomy places the organism in Eukaryota, Metazoa, Arthropoda, Insecta, Diptera, Drosophilidae. The transcript has 2 exons. Bases 103 to 1662 code for a protein of 519 amino acids. The record is from RefSeq and is a predicted model, not a curated record.